Molecule: messenger RNA, 1627 nt
Organism: Schizosaccharomyces octosporus yFS286
Lineage: Eukaryota; Fungi; Ascomycota; Schizosaccharomycetes; Schizosaccharomycetales; Schizosaccharomycetaceae
Product: F1-F0 ATPase assembly protein
Exons: 3
Coding region: 127-894 (255 amino acids)
Biological process (GO): mitochondrial proton-transporting ATP synthase complex assembly
Cellular component (GO): mitochondrial inner membrane
Source: RefSeq, a predicted model, not a curated record
GGUGCAUCUGACUUGAUUUGGGAAACUUCGCAUUAGUUUGUAUUUGCGAAGUUUGUUAUACUUUAUAUAUUUCGGCGGUUUUCAAAUUUAUACUUAUUCAAGAUAUUAGCAGAAAAGACAGCUUCCAUGUCGUGGUUGAAACCUAGGAAUCUGAAUAACCUUACUAGGGUUUGUUCGAAACCAUUAGGAUGUAUACGCUAUUACAGUCAAAUAAUCAACAAUACACCUAAAUUGUUAACACCAAUUGGUCUCCAAAACUCUCCUUUGGAUAGCACAGACACUAGUAAACAACCCAAGCUGACAGCUAGUCAACGUCAAGACAAAAUUCUCAGAGAGAUGAAAGGAUCAAUAGUCCAGGAUAUUUCUGAAGUCCAACAGAAUAACGGAAAACUAUUUUAUUCUCCACCUAGGGUGUUCAAAAAGGAGGCCUCUCUUUGGAUGUACAAUUUUCAGGGAAAAUCUUUGUCUGGGGAAAAGGUAAAUCUAUACAGAAACUGCUUGGGAAAACCCUCUGUAGUAUUGCUUUUUGGGAAUAGUUAUGGUGAAAAUCAGAGUAAACAGUGGAUACAAGACCUCGAUAAGAUUAGCGACUUUCCAGUAUUCUAUUUUAACGUCCAGUCCAAUAUCAUGAAGUACUUUUUAACGCGAUUAUUCUCGGGAAGUAUCAAGAGUUCUCUUCCUUCUAAAGAAUGUUGGAGUAACUAUGUCAUUUCGUUGAACAGAAGAUUACGCUAUCCGGAAAUUCAAUGGAACAAUCGAUUAGUUGGAAAUCUGUUUUUACUUGAUGAAACUUGCAAGAUAAGAUGGGCAGGGACGGGCUUCCCUACAAAAGAGGAAUUGGAAAGGUUUCACGAUGCCUGCAAAUUUUUGAAAAGCCAGUCUUCAAAAGCAUAAUAUUAAGCAGUGAUAGAUAUGAUGACUUCCAUCCGUAUUCCAUGUAUACAUCUUUUUUCAGUGAAAAAAGAAAAAUAGCAAAGUUAAUGUGGAAAUGAGAAUAGAAAAAAUAAUAACGUCCCUUUGCUUUCUAGACUUUGUUUUUCGUAAAACUUGAUUGAUAAAUGGUAUAGUCAAUGCCACACGAUUUACACGAUCAGAAACACUUUGAAGAACGCUACUUUGAUAUUCAAAGUCUUCACGAGUAGCUAGCGCUCGUUCAAGCAGUUCGUUCGUUCCCCUAAUGGAGUUGUCCAGUGAAUUUGCCUCUUGUAGCUCAUACAUAUUUUCCAUAGCUUUAACGUUUUCGGUAUUAUCCAACCCAGCAGAGCUAACUUCGUUACUCAAGACUCUCUUCAUUAAGUUUUCAUCACGUUUUAGACGGUCCAAAUGAGAUUGUAGACUGACCUUGGAAUGCGAAUCAUCAUCUUCAAUCGUCGAUAUUGCUUGUUCUAACAGUUGUCGGCGUUCUUCCAGUAAUUUUUCAGCUUGGUUUGGAUCCUUAUGGAGUACCUUUUGAAAUUGAGAAGCUUUUUUGACAGAAUCUCUUAAGAGCAUUGACUUCAUGUUUAGGUUUUGUUUCCACCAGAUUACUGUUAGCAAAUCCUCCGAAUGCAACAAAUAAAGUAUUUUAAUCAAUAGAGAUUUCAAUAUAUUAAUCAAUGACUGUAAAUGAUAAGUUUGCAGUCUCGAA